AAGGUCUCUUAGCACAUUUGAAGUUAAGAAAAUGAUGAAGUUCAACCGAGAGGAAUUCUUCGGCAACCCAACACAAAGUUUUGAUUGCCCUCCUCCAAACUUUGAGAAACUAUCUGAUAGAGGUUGGCUCUUGUUAGCUAAAGCAAUUGUCUCUGAUUCUUCUGGACUCGGAAAAUACAUUAGCUAUGCUAAGAAAUGGAAAAAGAAGGAGGAAGAAUGGAGCUCUCAUGUGAUCUUUGGAGCUAACCAGAGCACCUUCUCAAAGAGAAAAUAUACCAUUGGUAAAUAAGCCUAAGAACAUCCAAGGGAAGAAGAGUUAUCUUAAUACAAGUUUACUGUUUCAUCCCGACAAUGAAAGGCUAAACACGAUUUCUGGAGGGAUCAACAUCGGCCAAAAAUAUGGUAUUAGUCCUAAAUAGGGCUAGGAAGGCCUCUAUGGCCAACUCUCCAGUUAAACGGUCUGAUAAUUUUGAGGAAAAUGCCUUAUCAACUAACAAUUUUGUUAUUGGUGAAGAACAAAAUGAAAGAAGCAAGCCUCGAAGAAGAUUAUUUAAGAAAGUCCUUAAAACUACUGGUCGAAAGACCAUUCAGACUGCUACUGAUACCAAGAGGAUCAAGAGUCGCUAUAUUUCUAAUGCCCCUCAAAACGCUACGAUGAGUGGCUUGAUGGCCAAAAAGAAGAAAAUCAUUCUCGGGUCAAGCAAUAUGGCUAAUUAUACAGUGCAUGCAAGGAACAUUGCUAAGCGAAAAGAGAGUAAUUUAGUUAAACAAAUCAAGGGCUUGCAAUAUAUCCGGAACCAGCGAGGCCUCGAGAAGACCCAGAGCCAGACCUCGCUACGUAAAAAGAAGCGAUCUUAUACCGAAGAUUAUGAGAAUGACCAAAGAAAGGUGAUCGAAAGUCUUAACAAACAUAUUGCUAGAGCUAAGAAAAAGAGGUCAUUGAUGAAAAACAAAACUGCUAUUUCUCGUACAAGGAAGAUUAAUGAUCCUGGAGAUCCAAUCAAGAAAAGCUCUGACAAAAGUUUGACUACUAAGAAGAAUAGUAGCUCUAAGAUGAUCUAUGGGACUUCUAGCCCAAACAUUAAGACUAUAUUGGCUAUUGGCAGCCCUUACAGACUAAAGAUUGGUCAAGACAAAAUCAAUAGGCUCUAGUGGGCCCAUCGGCUACAAUUUUUG
Messenger RNA from Moneuplotes crassus, 1176 nucleotides. The record is from the annotation of a GenBank genome assembly. NCBI's taxonomy places the organism in Eukaryota, Ciliophora, Spirotrichea, Euplotida, Euplotidae.